This is a messenger RNA of Brienomyrus brachyistius, 616 nucleotides long. RefSeq names its product c-Myc-binding protein-like. Gene Ontology annotation, cellular component: nucleus. Bases 104 to 448 code for a protein of 114 amino acids. Gene Ontology annotation, biological process: regulation of DNA-templated transcription. Gene Ontology annotation, molecular function: transcription coactivator activity. Lineage: Eukaryota; Metazoa; Chordata; Actinopteri; Osteoglossiformes; Mormyridae. The record is from RefSeq and is a predicted model, not a curated record. The transcript is spliced from 5 exons.
UUAAACAUUGCAGUCUGCUGGAUGACGGGGCACCACUCGGCAUUUUCCUGCAAGCGUCGCGCAUUUAUCUACGUUUUAAACUACCUGUAUAUUGGAGGCGCGCAUGUUUCCCUGUUCGUACAGGACCUGUUGCAUCCCAAUGGCGCUACACCGAGUUUCAGAAUCAAAACGAGAGCAGUUUCGGAGGUAUUUAGAAAAGAACAAUGUCCUUGACUCCCUGACUAAUGUGCUGGUCGCUUUGUGUCAGGACGAGGACAAACCGCAUGAUGCUUUGCACUUCGUGCGUCAGCGCCUGGACAUGUCCCGCGUUGCGAGUCCCGAAUCACAGACACUGAGCUUGGAGCUCAUGGAGCUACAGCGGAAGCACCAGCAUCUCCUGGAGGAAAACAAAGAUCUGAGAAACAGGCUCCUACAGUAUGAACUGGCUCCAGAGGACAGUAGAGGCUGAAACACUCUGGUCGAUGUGGACAUGCUGGUACUGGUAACUCCGGACUGAAAACACGGUGAAUGGAAUAUGAUUCAUAUUUCAGUUAGCAGGAGUCGCUUAAAGGAUCUCUCUCUUUUUUCUGCUGCUGAUCUACAACUGAUAUUGAGAGAAAUAAAUACCUUUGCAUCA